AUGGCAAGCACUACGAGUAUUCCUAUCCCGGAGAUUCUCGACUGGAGUGAUGACGCCUCGAACCCCAUUGGAACUGAGUACAUAAUCAUGGAACACGCCCCUGGUGUUCCUUUGCACGAGAAGUGGCCAACUAUGGACGUAGAUGAACAAUCUAAGUGCGUUAGUAAGAUCAUAUUCGAACUCAACGAACUUGGCAAACUCGAAUUUCCGGCAUAUGGCAGCCUUUACUUUGCCGACACGCCAUACUAUCACACUGUCAACCCGAACAGAGGACCAUGGCCUAAUCUCAACGCAUACUGCGACAGUCUCAUAGACCUCGGUAUCUCCCGAGUUCCACCAUCUCACCUCAUAACCAAACACCCACACUGGCAAGAAUUCCACGGAUCAACCACAGAACACUACGACCUACUCGAACGCGGCCGCGCGCUGCUAAAAGCAAUGGCCCAUCACCCCUCGCUCCAAGACUCUGCAAAGCCAUCCCUAUUCCAUCCCUGUCUCCACACAGAUAACAUCUUCGUCUCAGAAGACACCCCCACAACCGUCACCGCAAUCAUCGACUGGCAAGCCUGCAGCAUAGAACCAGCCUUCCACUACGCAGACAUCUCACCAGACUUUGCGCAACCACGUCCGCACGUCCAGCCAGAACGCGAGUUGAGUUUCAAACGCGAUGAAUGCGGCAUCCGCUUUGACUUGGGGCUUAUCGUAUUCUUCGGUCCCAUGUUUAAAGCCCGUCGAAUGGAUACUGCGUACCUCGACCCCUUCCGCUACUGCCACCGCACGUGGAAGGACGGCUUCAUCCGCUUCCGCAACGAAAUCAUUCAGACGGCGCGACGCUGGGGGGAAUUGGGAUUUGAAGGUCCUUGCCCUGUUGCUUUGCUCAGUGAGGCUGAGUACGCGAAACACGUGGAAGAGUAUGAGACUUUUGAAGAGAUUCAGGAAUGGAAGGAGAGUAAAGAGAGGGCACUGAAUAGGGUUGAGGAUGGCUGGGUGCCGGCGGAGGCGUAUGAAAAGAUACAGGCUUUACAUUUGGAGCUGCUGGAAUGGAGUGUUCAGCAUAUGUUUGAGGGCGAGGGGAUUGAUCGGGAUACUCAGGUUCAGAAUUAUGAGUUUUUGAAGGAGGUGUGGCCUUUUGAUCUGCCGGCUGGGUAUAAAGAGGAGCUUAGGCGGGAGUGA
This is a messenger RNA of Alternaria ethzedia, 1173 nucleotides long. RefSeq lists its product as uncharacterized. Bases 1 to 1173 code for a protein of 390 amino acids. Lineage: Eukaryota; Fungi; Ascomycota; Dothideomycetes; Pleosporales; Pleosporaceae. The record is from RefSeq and is a predicted model, not a curated record. The transcript has 4 exons. Gene Ontology annotation, cellular component: mitochondrion.